Clonostachys solani is the source of this 552-nucleotide messenger RNA. The record is from the annotation of a GenBank genome assembly. NCBI's taxonomy places the organism in Eukaryota, Fungi, Ascomycota, Sordariomycetes, Hypocreales, Bionectriaceae.
AUGCACACCAAAGCUUUCCUUCUCUCAGCCGCUGCUGCCACUGCUACCGCAGCGACUACUACCGCCAACAGGUUCCCCUCGACCUGUAAUUCAAUGGUACUUCCCCUCUUGACCGGUUUCCCUGAACCCCCUGAGGCUCUCGGUACUCUCGUCAACUUUAGUGCCAGCACUCAGUGCUCUACCACCUUCCCCUCCUCUAUUACCUCUGAGAUUGCUAGUUACGGCUCCGCACUCCAGAAGUGGUACAGUAGCCACUCGGCCGAGAUCAAAAGUGGAAUGGCGUCCUGCUCGGAGAUUGGGGUGUUCACGGAGGUCGGUGGGUGUGGCAAGGCUCUCGUGGCGGCCAACACCGGCAAGGCUACGGGUGGUGCCUCCUCUGCAACUAUCACGAGCGCUGCUAGUGUGUCCGCUUCAGGCAGUGAAGCAUCCGUUACGGGCAGCCAGACUAAGGGCACUGCCAGUUCUUCCACCUCUGAGGGUAUUGGUGCCAGAGAGACUGGCAUGGCCGCUGCCGUAGUUGCUGCCGCCGGCCUCGUUGCCGCCGUUCUAUAA